Messenger RNA from Pelagomonas calceolata, 1296 nucleotides. The record is from the annotation of a GenBank genome assembly. Lineage: Eukaryota; Pelagophyceae; Pelagomonadales; Pelagomonadaceae.
GCGCGAGUGCCGGCGUUUGACAAAGCUAGGCAAGGUCUCGACGAGGAAUUCGUUCGUUGUAAUACUGUGAUCUCUGCGCGGCGUGCAGCGGCGCAGCAAGACUCCUAUCGACCAAUGCGCACCACCAUGACUGCAGCUCUCGCUGCGAUCACUGCUGCUGUAGCAAUAGCGCUGCGACGACGCCGUCGCCGCAAGGAAGAACAAGACGACUGGACCGCCUGCGGCGGCGCCCAGCUCGUGGGCUCAACACCGCUGAUAAAACUGCAAUCUUUAAGCAAACUCUGCGGCUGCGACGUUUACGCAAAGUGCGAACAUUUAAAUCCGAACGGCACGGGAAAAGAUAGAUUAGCCUUGGCCAUGAUCUUGAAUGCCGAGGCCGACGGUUCACUACCAAAGGGCGGCGGCGGCUACGUCGUCGAGGGCUCGUCCGGCUCAACAACUUUAGCGCUCGCGCCGCUCGUCGCGGCCGCCGGACAUAAGUUGGUGGCGGUGAUCCCCGACGACUGCGCCGCCGAGAAGCGCGAUGCUAUACGAGCGUGCCCCGGCGUCGACGUGCACGUCGUCCAGAGUGCCGCUAUUUCUUCUCCAACGCACUACGUGAACGUGGCUAGAAAACUCGCGAAGGAUCUCAACGAAAAGGGCAAAACCGCGAUCUUCGCGGACCAGUUCGACAAUUUGUGCAACUGGCGCACGCACCUCCACACCGCUCACGAAAUCCGCAAUCAGGUCGGCCGCGUCGACGCGUUUGUCAUGGGGGCCGGGACGGGCGGCACGCUCGCGGGCUGCUCGAAGGUCUUCGACGAAGCGCGCAUCUACCUCGCGGACCCGCAGGGCUCGGCCUUGCACUCAAAAGUGCGGCACGGCGUGUGCUACAACGUCAAACAGGCAGAAAGAUCUGUAAGACGCCACCGCUACGACACGAUCGCCGACGGCAUUGGGUUAGAUCGGGUCACGGCGAACUUUCGGGAGGCGCGCGUCGACGACGCCAUUCGCGUUGCUGAUCAGGACGCGCUGGUCAUGGCGCACUACUUGUUACGGUUCGAGGGCCUGUUCCUCGGCUCGUCGUCUGCUUUAAAUUGCGUCGCGGCGCUGCGGGCGGGCGCCGAGCUGCGGCGGUCCUCAUCGGAUCGGUUGACGGUCGUGACGGUGCUCUGCGACGGCGGCGCGCGCUACCUGUCGCGCUUCUGGAAUAGGGAAUUUGUCGAGAAGCGGGGAUUGAGUUGGCCGCCGGAGGAUUCGGGGGCGCUCGCGGGUUUGGUGGAGCGGCUCGUGAAGCGAGAGGAGGUUGUCCUGUAA